AUGCCAACCCCAAACACUUCCAGUUCCUCAGCCAAAGGUUUCCGGAGGGCAGUGUCAGAGCUGGACUCCAAGCAAGCUGAAGCUAUUCUGUCACCACAGUUCAUUGGUAGAAGACAGAGCCUCAUUGAAGAUGCCAGGAAGGAGAGAGAAGCUGCUGCUGCUGCUGCUGCUGCUGCAGCUGCUGCUGCUGCAUCUGAGACUGCUGAGUCCAAGGAAACCAUUGUCUUUGAAGAAAAAGAUGGGAUGGCCAUGUUGAAUCUUCUAUUCACACUCAAAGGAACCAAGACUUCGUUGCCAUCCCGGGCACUUAAAGUCUUUGAGACAUUUGAAGCCAAAAUUCAUCAUCUCGAAACAAGGACCAGCAAGAAACUACGUGAAGGAGCCACAGAUCUGGAAUACUUUGUGCGCUGUGAGCUUCGCUGCUCUGACCUGAGCACACUCCUCAGUUCUCUGAAAAGGGUUUCAGAAGAUGUAAGGAGCACGAAAGAAGACAAGUUUCAUUGGUUUCCAAGAAAAAUCUCUGAGCUGGAUAGAUGUCACCAUUUGGUUACUAAGUUCGACCCUGAUCUGGAUCUGGAUCACCCAGGAUUCUCUGACCAAGUAUAUCGGCAACGAAGGAAAAUGAUAGCAGAAAUUGCCUUCCACUAUAAGCAAGGUGACCCAAUUCCACGUGUGGAAUACACCGCAGAAGAGACCGCUACCUGGAAGGAGGUGUACAGUACACUGAAGAGUCUGUAUCCUACUCAUGCCUGUAAAGAACACCUGGAUGCCUUCCAUUUACUGGAGAGAUACAGUAGUUACAGUGAAAAUAACAUCCCUCAACUGGAAGAUGUCUCCCAAUUCCUAAAAGAGAGAACUGGGUUCCAACUCCGACCUGUGGCUGGACUGCUAUCUGCUCGUGACUUCCUAGCCAGUUUGGCCUUCAGGGUAUUCCAGUGCACACAGUAUAUCCGUCAUUCAUCCUCUCCCAUGCACUCCCCAGAGCCGGAUUGCUGCCAUGAACUUCUGGGACAUGUUCCAAUGCUGGCAGACAAAACGUUUGCACAGUUCUCCCAGGACAUUGGCCUCGCGUCCUUGGGAGCAACAGAUGAGGAGAUUGAAAAACUCGCCACACUUUACUGGUUCACGGUGGAGUUUGGUCUCUGCAAACAGAACGGAAUCAUCAAAGCGUACGGAGCUGGGCUUCUCUCUUCCUAUGGGGAGCUAAUACAUUCUUUGUCAGAUGAACCAGAGCUGCGGGACUUUGACCCUGAUGCAACCGCUGUGCAGCCCUAUCAAGAUCAGACCUACCAACCUGUUUAUUUUGUAUCAGAGAGCUUCAGUGAUGCCAAAACUAAACUCAGGUAA
Messenger RNA from Gekko japonicus, 1347 nucleotides. RefSeq names its product tyrosine hydroxylase (gene TH). Gene Ontology annotation, molecular function: iron ion binding; tyrosine 3-monooxygenase activity. Gene Ontology annotation, cellular component: axon; cytoplasm; perikaryon. Gene Ontology annotation, biological process: dopamine biosynthetic process from tyrosine. Bases 1 to 1347 code for a protein of 448 amino acids. The transcript has 12 exons. NCBI's taxonomy places the organism in Eukaryota, Metazoa, Chordata, Lepidosauria, Squamata, Gekkonidae. The record is from RefSeq and is a predicted model, not a curated record.